Aspergillus pseudonomiae is the source of this 874-nucleotide messenger RNA. RefSeq lists its product as uncharacterized. The transcript has a single exon. The coding region runs from base 163 to 390 and encodes 75 amino acids. The record is from RefSeq and is a predicted model, not a curated record. Lineage: Eukaryota; Fungi; Ascomycota; Eurotiomycetes; Eurotiales; Aspergillaceae.
GCAACGCGAGCUAAAAUUCUCCACAGGAAAUGGAGACAACAAGUGGGUGAAAAUACAAGUCGGUCAGAUACCCAACAUUACGAAUAAAACGAUCCUGUCUUUUUUUUCUCUUGCUGUUUCUAUUUUCUUUUUACUCUGUCGAAGGCAUGGAAAGCAGGUAUUAUGGACAAGAAGAUCGUGUUUAUAACUUUAUCUGGAGUAUUUACUUCUGCCCAAAAAACAAUAAACAUAAAUAAACCACUUCUCCAUUUUAUAUCUUGCAUAAUUAACCCAAUCAUAUCUGCCUCCAACGUCAAGAAGCGGAAAUGCAGCCGACAUCCCCUACUAGGUUCCAGCCUCUUUGUUCCGAGAACCAAGGCUUCAGACGCGCUUUUACGCAGUGAAUCGUAGAGUGAUCCGUUAAAAAAUGGAGCAAUGAGGGUUGGGUGUUUGUGGUACGGGGAACAGGUUAGGUUUUUUAGCGACCAGGAAGCGCCUACCAACGCAUCAAAGGCAACAGUUUAUGCAUGGCCCGUAAAGUCAAAAGGUCCAGAGGGCUCGUGCUGGCUUGCUGGUCCGCGUCUCCGUACUGACCUUAUUUGGUUUCGUUACCUGUAAUCUACCAGGUACUCCAUACAUGAGGCUGUUGGCCUUCACACACGGGGCGCAGUAGUGACUUGGGGCAAUUUAUAGCCCCCAAGCUGAAUGUUUGUGGCAAAAAAAGACAAGCAAGAGGAAAAAAAAAUUUUUUUUAUACCCCAACCAACACGAGUGCAUCCCUACGCCUUGCCCGAUAUUAUUGUUCCCUUAUCAGCUGGACGCGGGUGAGAAAAGGGCCACGGAUAAAAAUUAAAAUAAAAUAAAAAGUUAUCGAACAAAAAGUGCCCCUCUCAGC